Monoraphidium neglectum is the source of this 1074-nucleotide messenger RNA. RefSeq names its product Replication factor C subunit 3. The transcript has 10 exons. Gene Ontology annotation, molecular function: DNA binding; DNA clamp loader activity; ATP hydrolysis activity. Gene Ontology annotation, cellular component: nucleus; DNA replication factor C complex. Lineage: Eukaryota; Viridiplantae; Chlorophyta; Chlorophyceae; Sphaeropleales; Selenastraceae. The record is from RefSeq and is a predicted model, not a curated record. Gene Ontology annotation, biological process: DNA-templated DNA replication; DNA repair. Bases 1 to 1074 code for a protein of 357 amino acids.
AUGGCGCUGUGGGCUGACAAGUACCAGCCCAAGGCGCUGGACAAAUUUGUCCUGAACAAGGGCAUAUCAGACAACCUGAAGAAGCUGGUGGCGACGGGGGACUGCCCACAUACAUUGUUCUAUGGCCCACCUGGUGCCGGCAAGCGCACACUGGUGAUGGCGCUGCUGCGGGAGAUCUACGGUCCGGGGGCGGAGAAGAUCCGCGUGGAAACCAAGCCCUGGGUGCUGGAGCUGCCCAGCCGCAAGCUGGAGCUGGAGCUCACCACGGUCAGCAGCAACUACCACGUGGAGCUGUCACCGGGUGACGUGGGGGGCACCAACGACCGCUACGUGGUGCAGGAGGUCAUAAAGGACCUCGCCAAGAACCGGCCCCUGGAUGUGGCCACGGGCCACAAGGGCUUCAAGGUGCUGGUGCUGAACGAGGUGGACCGCCUCAGCCGCGAGGCCCAGCAGUCUUUGCGCCGCACAAUGGAGAAGUACAGCGCGGGCUGCCGCCUCGUGAUGGACCCUGUUCGCAGCCGCUGCCUGUGCGUGCGCGUGGCGGCGCCCUCCAACGACGUCGUGCAGGAGCAGCUGUUUGCAGUGGCCAAGAAAGAGGGGCUGCAGCUGCCCGCGCCGCUGGCCGCGCGCAUUGCGGCGAGCAGCCUGCGGGACCUGCGACGAGCGCUGCUCACACUCGAGGUGUGCCGCGUACAGCAGUACCCCUUCCGCGAGGACCAGGCAGUGGCGCCGGCAGACUGGGAGGCGUACGUCGCGGAGGUGGCGGGCGACAUCCUGCAGGAGCAGAGCGCCAAGAGGCUCUACCAGGCGCGCUGCAGCCUGCUGGGCCAUCAAGUUCGUGGCAAGCUGUACGAGCUGCUGGCCAACUGCAUCCCCCCAGAGCUGCUGCUGCGAGCGCUGCUGCUGGAGCUGCUCAAGAAGCUGGACGACGAGAUCAAGCCUGACGUGGCGGCGCUGGCAGCUCAGUACGAGCACCGGCUGCAGGAGGGCCAGAAGGCCAUCUUCCACCUGGAGGCCUUCGUGGCGCAGUUCAUGUCGCGGUACAAAAACUGGCAGCUGACAGCCUUCGGCUGA